This is a messenger RNA of Mucor velutinosus, 1263 nucleotides long. RefSeq lists its product as uncharacterized. NCBI's taxonomy places the organism in Eukaryota, Fungi, Mucoromycota, Mucoromycetes, Mucorales, Mucoraceae. The record is from RefSeq and is a predicted model, not a curated record. The coding region runs from base 1 to 1263 and encodes 420 amino acids. The transcript is spliced from 5 exons.
AUGAGAACGAGUAAUGCUGUUUCUUUGACGGCCUAUGCACUUUUGCUCGUACAAUCGAUACAUGCACAAGGAGGUCUCACUGGGCCUACUGUAACUCCAACAGGCCUACCAGCAUCUAUUACAGCCACUACAACACCCUCGCCAACACCUCAAAUCAUAUUCGUUACGGGCUGCAAUACCUGUAGUAACAGUGGUGCUGCUGUAACAACAGCUUCCAUCGUGAACACAACGAAUGGGAAUCAGAGCCAAUUGAGCUCUAAUGAUCUUGGCGCUAUUAUAGGCGGUUGUGCUAGCGGCCUCAUAGUCAUCAUCAUGGCUACUGUAUUCUUUUGUAUCCGUAAAAGAAAAACAAGGGAUUUUUACGCUGGUCGUGAAUUCCCUACUACGGCUGUGAUCCCACCGAGUGUCGAUGAUGUGAAGCAUACUUAUCCAGUAUCAGCCGUUACCAAAGAACCCAACAAUGCGAUCUCGAACAAUAGCUUUUACAUUGAUAACAACGACUCGACUAUUAAAAGGUACAAUCUCUCAACGGCGGUAGAAGAUACAGCACAUGAUAGCACGGCUACUCCGCCUGUCAUACUCUAUUCAGAUUCUCUCAACAACCAACAACAACAACAACAAAUGAGCGUGGAAAAGUACAUGCUGGAUAGCGGUGUAAGCUCAACAUCGCCCAUGCCUAGACCAAGCAGGCCGCUUGAGAGAAAGGUGAGCCAGGGAGCUCGACUAUCCAAGUACAAUUUCUUGUCGCAAGCAUUCUCACAAAUGCGAACAUCGUAUGCUGGUGACAAUCAUAAUGCCAUUUCAAUGAAUGCUACUACUACGGCAUCUAAAUCCCUAAACACCGAUCCAGCGCACAAUCAUGAUUCCGUGGUGCUGCCACACGACAAACCUAGUUUCGAAAGCAUGUCGUUUCCAGCAUCAUCACCACCACCACCGCCAAUACCCGCCAUGGCUUCCACGAGCUCCUUUUAUGACCCUAAUACUACGACUCGAGAAUCGACCAUGACAGUAGCGACAUUGCAUGCACCAUUGUUUCGUCAGCAUCAGCAACCCUCGCCAUCAUCAUUGUCUGUAGUCACUGCAAGACAGAAACAGCCGUAUACGUCCCAUUUGGCUGUAUCACCUACAUUGCCCAUCCGAGCAGCAGGAAUAGAUGCAGAUAGCGUGGUAUCUGAUGUGAGUCAAUACAGUUCAAAACGGUCCUUCUCAACGACAACCUCAGCAGCAUUAAACCAAGACAAUAAACCUUAUCCAUAUUUUUGA